AUGGUGCAAAAUGUUUUUUGGAACAUCAACAUCAUAUAGGAACAUGUCAGACAAAAGAUAGCAUAGUUAUUACAAUAGCUACAAAAUGAUGAAUGUGAAGCAUUUCUGGCAGGAUGUAAUGUAAAAUUAGAAGGUGUUUUAUUAAUAAAUAGAGGGCAUUUAGCUCAUAAAAUGGUAUUCUUACAACUUGUCCAACAUUUUCAGGAGGACUAUGAGGUAAAAGAUGCUAUGUACUAAAUAUGAUGCAUUUAAGAUAGGUUGGGUUAUUAUGUGGUUAAAGUGCUAGAAUAAAAUUUACAGCUAGUACAUGAGAUUAAAUUUUAGUACACAAUAACUACAACUACUUUGACAUUUGUUGCUUCCAUAUAGAAAAAAUUUACUUACCCAAUAAGGCAGACUUAGACUUUCCCUACAAUAAUCAACAUAAAUCCAUUCAAAUUAUCUUAAUUUUAGAAAUAUGCCAAUACUUUGGGAAUAAUUUUUUCAUAUAAAAUAGGUGAUGAUACUUGCACUCUCUUGAAUUCUUAUGAAAAUAUAAAAAGAUAGUCUCCUUAAUAUAUGCUUACUAUUGUAAUGAUUGAUCUAUAGGGUUAUACGAAAGGAGUUUGUUAGAAAGAAGCAACAUUAAAUGUCUUACAAGCAUUUUAAAGCUAGUAAAGCAGCAACUGCUUUAUAAAAAGGUUGAGAUAUCAAAGUUACUGGAUGUUAUUAUUAUUAUUAAGCAGAAAAAUUUAAUUCAUCUGUUGCUAUUUGUCCAAUCAUUUUUCUUCUGGUGUUGAAACAGAAUCAAAGAAAGAUGGUACAGCUUGUCAAAUCAAAGCUAAAGUUGUAAUGCAAUUUAACUAAUUAAGUAUUAUAUUACUGAUAGUAAAGGAUGCAUCGAUACCAAUAUAUGUAAUAAAUAUGAUUAAAUAAAUAAAUAAAAUUUAAUAUAUCCAUCUCUCUGUGAGGAAACCAUCAUUAACCUUGCUUGUGGGCCUUCUUUUCUGAAUCAACAGUAGUGUCCCUGA
Messenger RNA from Paramecium sonneborni, 1010 nucleotides. Lineage: Eukaryota; Ciliophora; Oligohymenophorea; Peniculida; Parameciidae. The record is from the annotation of a GenBank genome assembly.